AUGAGGGCCCCUCGCAGACUGGCUCUCCCGCGGCGGGGCGGGACCCAGGAACCCAGCCCACGCGCCUCGGACCCUGCGCUCCCGCCGCGGGUCCGCGCGGCCGCCGCGAAGCCUCAGUAUCCAGGAAGAGCGAGGCGCGCCGGGAAGGGCGGGCGCAAACUGCAACUCCCAGGAGGCUUUGCGUGGGGCGGCGGAUGGGAGCGGGAAGGCGCGCGUUUCUCGCUGCGGACCAAUAGGGACGAGGGGGCGGGCUCGCGCUGCGGGGCCCCGCGGGGGCGGGGCCUGGGGCGGGGCCGCGGAAGCGGGGCGGGGGGCGGGGUGGGGCGCCGCGACCCGGCCCCACGCUGGACUCCCGUUCCCGGAGUCGCGCCCUCGGCCCUCCGCAGGCGGGGUCCUGCGCCCGAGUCCCCCGAGGCCGAGCCGGCGGCCGGGCUUGCGGCGGGGGGCGGCCCCCGGGACUGGCCGUUGGCGCGGCGCGAGUGGCUGCAGGCGGCUGGCUGGUGGCCGCGCUGCCCGCACGUUCUCCGGCUUCCCUUUGGCCUGCGGCCUCCCGCGGGGCCCUGGGCUUCGCGUCCCGCCCGGGCGGGGCGGAAACUGGCCGCUCUGUGUCCCUUCCUGGGGGCCGGGGGAUCCGCACGGGCCCUCUCGGAUCACGGUCGCCCGGUUCGGACGUGGAUGCAAGACCUGGUGAGCGAGCUGCUGCGCGCGCACUUCACGGACAGCAAGACCAAAGUGGGCGGGGAUGCGCUGUGGCUCAUGGCAGAGCUGCUGAAGAUCUUUGUCGUGGAGGCGGCCGUCCGCAGCGCCCGGCAGGCCCAGGCAGAAGACCUCACUCUCGUGGACGUGGACCAGCUGGAGAAGGUGCUACCUCAGCUGCUCCUGGACUUCUAGGGGCCGCCACCCUCACUGCAGCCUGCUGAGCUGAGGCGAGACCCCACGCCCCAUUUCUGCGGCCUCUGGCUUCAGACAGGGAAGGAGAUGCUGAUGCUGGAGAAGCCCCUCUCCGGCCCCCAAGACUGAAUCAGGUCCUGGCAAAUGCCCCACUCCUCCUGGUGACCUCCUACUGCUGAUCGCCUGGACACAGGAGAUGGGGGGGGUCGCCGAGGGGACCCAGGGGCGCAGGUGGCUUCCCCCUACACCCACAGGUGUGAGACAAGGCAGGGGCCACAAAGCAGCAGGGGCCCGACGCCCCGCUCUCAGAGCUCCCGUAUGUCCAUGUAGCCGUCCGACGCCCUCAGAAGCCGCCUCCCUGAGCUAUGGAUAAACCAUCGAUGCAUACCCU
Mustela erminea (ermine) is the source of this 1282-nucleotide messenger RNA. RefSeq names its product centromere protein X (gene CENPX). Lineage: Eukaryota; Metazoa; Chordata; Mammalia; Carnivora; Mustelidae. The transcript is spliced from 6 exons. Gene Ontology annotation, cellular component: FANCM-MHF complex; Fanconi anaemia nuclear complex. Gene Ontology annotation, biological process: kinetochore assembly; DNA repair; replication fork processing. The coding region runs from base 1 to 891 and encodes 296 amino acids. The record is from RefSeq and is a predicted model, not a curated record.